Messenger RNA from Punica granatum (pomegranate), 2392 nucleotides. The record is from RefSeq and is a predicted model, not a curated record. Lineage: Eukaryota; Viridiplantae; Streptophyta; Magnoliopsida; Myrtales; Lythraceae.
UAAACUUUGCGCGCAGACACAAGGGACGGAGCCCCUGUCCAGCUUCCCUUCCCCUUUCGCAUCUCCGAAUGAACACAUAAACAAUUCAACCAACGCCAGCUCUCUCUCUCUCGCUCUCUCUCUCUGUUUCUUUUGUGAGUUGGAGUAGCUGAGCUGAAUUUCGGAGAUGGCAUUGUCUCGGCUCAGGAAUCCGGUGAUCUCUCGGGGCGUUUCAAUAGCCAGAGCUCGCUUUCUCUCGUCCACCGCUCCCUCUAGAUUCCUCUCCCGCUCUUCUAAUGGGAGGGCCUCUCCGACUGUUGACAGAAAGGUGUCAAGGUCUUCAUCAUUCCCUAUAUCCACGGGCGCUUGCGAUAAUUUGUUGAAGCACAAGUUGCAAAUUGGGGUCCGGUUCUUCUCUGCUGGAGAUGUUCCUCAUACUGUUCUCGGGAUGCCAGCGCUGUCACCAACAAUGAAUCAAGGAAACAUAGCAAAAUGGAGGAAGAAAGAAGGUGAUAAGAUAGAAGUGGGAGAUGUUUUGUGUGAAAUAGAGACAGACAAAGCUACUCUUGAGUUUGAAAGUCUUGAAGAAGGGUAUUUGGCUAAAAUUCUGGUUCCUGAAGGUUCAAAGGACGUGCCUGUGGGACAACCAAUUGCAAUAACGGUUGAAGAAGCAGAAUAUAUACAAAAAGUUCCAGCUUCAGUUACAGGGGGUUCUGAUGCUAAGGCUGAAAAAGUUUCUGAUCAGAAUAUAAAGAGCAAUGAUAAAGUUCACGAAACCAGUUCCAGUAAGAUCAACACAUCAGAACUUCCUCCCCAUGUCAUUGUUGAUAUGCCAGCACUAUCUCCCACUAUGAACCAGGGUAACAUUGCUAAAUGGAGAAAGAAGGAAGGAGAAAAGAUAGAGGUUGGCGAUGUUAUAUGUGAAAUAGAAACAGACAAAGCAACACUAGAAUUUGAAAGUCUUGAAGAAGGUCACUUGGCAAAGAUCCUAGCACCAGAAGGUUCCAAGGACGUCUCUGUAGGACAGCCUAUUGCUAUAACAGUUGAGGAUCCAAAUGACAUUGAGGCUGUAAAGACAUCUGUUGGCAGCAGUCCAAUCCAAGAAGAGAAGCCUGUCCAUCAGGAAGCUAAGACUGAAAUAGCUCCAGGGAAAUCUUCUAUUCAAAGGAUCAGUCCAGCUGCAAAAAUUCUCAUCACAGAACAUGGAUUGGAUAUAUCAGCAUUGAAGGCAUCGGGUGCUCAUGGAACCCUACUGAAAGGAGAUGUUCUAGCUGCAAUUAGGUCCGGAAAAGCAUCUCCAAGGCCUUCUUCGUCUAAAGAGACACCUUCACAUGAAGUUAGCCAGAAGCCUGCCACUAAAGUGCCAGAAUCAAGGGCUGCUGCACAACAGCCAGAUUCUUUUGAAGAUCUACCGAACAGUCAAAUUCGCAAGGUUAUAGCAAAAAGGUUGUUGGAGUCCAAGCAAAAUACACCACACUUAUACUUAUCUACAGAUGUCACCCUGGAUCCUCUGCUUUCAUUCCGAAAAGAACUGAAAGAACAGCAUGACGUCAAAGUUUCAGUAAAUGAUAUUGUCAUCAAGGCUGUAGCUGUUGCCCUGAGAAAUGUGCCAGAAGCAAAUGCUUUUUGGGAUGCUGAGAAAGGAGAAGUCAUUCGAUGUGAUUCUAUUGAUAUAUCAGUUGCUGUCGCUACUGAGAAGGGUUUGAUGACUCCAAUCAUCAGAAAUGCUGAUCAGAAAACGAUAUCAUCUAUAUCUAUGGAGGUGAAGGAAUUGGCUGAAAAAGCACGAGCAGGGAAACUUAAGCCAGAUGAGUUUCAGGGAGGAACUUUCAGUAUCUCCAACCUCGGAAUGUUUCCAGUAGACCAUUUCUGUGCCAUAAUCAAUCCUCCACAGGCUGGUAUACUUGCAGUCGGGAGGGGAAAUAAAGUUGUUGAACCAGUAACUGGAGCUGAUGGAGUUGAGCAGCCCGCUGUGGUUAACAAAAUGAGGUUGACCUUAUCUGCAGAUCACCGAGUUUUCGAUGGCAAAGUUGGAGGUGCAUUUCUCUCUGCUCUGCGUUUGAACUUCAGCGAUAUGCGUAGGCUUAUGUUGUAAACAACCUGAAGCGGCCUUAAACUAAGAAUCCAGGCAUUAUUCUGGAGCGGGGGAGGAUGUUCUCUCCCACAUUUCAGAUGAAUUUGUCGGAUAGUCUCACCAGCUUUGAGUGUUGAUUCUUUUUCGGAUUGCCGGAAUUUUUCUACACUGCAAUUAACCUUGUAAUUGAGAGGAAACCCAGUUUUGACAGGUGACUCUUUCAGCUGUUUCGUGUUUGCUCCUAUGUAUUUAGGUUUGUAAUAAAAAUUCUUUGGUGCUAAUAAUGGGGGCAUCUGGUUCUGUCAUUAUUCAAUAUCGACUUAUGAAUUUGCUCAUCAA